AGACUUCAGGUCCCCAGGAUAAAAGUUAGUCUGCAGUCAAAACUUUGCUCAAAUAUUAAGAAAAGAUUCUUCAUUGUUCAUGGAGUUUUUCAUCAGUAUGUCUGAAACCAUUAAAUAUAAUGACGAUGAUCACAAAACAGUAUUUCUGAAAACAUUAAAUGAACAACGGUUGGAAGGAGAAUUUUGCGACAUAGCUAUUGUAGUAGAAGACGUGAAAUUUAGGGCCCACAGGUGUGUACUUGCUGCUUGUAGUACCUACUUUAAAAAACUUUUCAAAAAACUAGAAGUUGACAGCUCAUCUGUAAUAGAAAUAGAUUUCCUUCGGUCAGAUAUAUUUGAAGAAGUGCUAAAUUACAUGUAUACAGCCAAAAUUUCAGUUAAAAAAGAAGACGUAAAUUUAAUGAUGUCAUCUGGUCAGAUUCUUGGUAUUAGAUUUUUGGAUAAACUCUGUUCUCAAAAACGUGAUGUAUCUAGUCCAGAAGAUACUUCACAGUCAAAAAAUAAGUAUUGUCUUAAAAUAAAUCGAUCAAUUGGUGAAUCCAAUGAUAACCAAGAUGAUGAGGUUGAGGAAAUUGGAGAUCAUGAUGACAGCCCAUCUGAUAUGACAAUGGAAGGGACUCCUCCUAGUCAAGAAGAUGGCAAAUCGCCAACAGCUACUCUAAGAGUCCAAGAAGCGAUUCUGAAAGAGUUGGGCAGCGAAGAGGUUCGAAAGGUAAACUGCUAUGGUCAGGAAGUUGAGCCCAUAGAGACUGCAGAAUCUAAAGACUUAGGGUCACAGACUCCUCAGGCCCUGACAUUUAAUGAUGGCAUCAGUGAAGUAAAGGACGAACAGACACCAGCAUGGACAACAGCAGCUGGUGACAUGAAGUUUGAAUAUUUGCUUUACGGUCACAGGGAACAGAUUGCAUGUCAAGCAUGUGGUAAAACAUUUUCUGAUGAGGCGCGAUUGAGAAAACAUGAAAAGCUUCAUACUGCUGAUAGACCCUUCGUUUGUGAAAUGUGCACUAAAGGCUUCACCACUCAAGCCCACUUGAAAGAACACCUAAAGAUCCACACAGGUUACAAGCCAUAUAGCUGUGAAGUAUGUGGAAAAUCUUUUAUUCGUGCUCCAGAUCUAAAGAAACAUGAGAGAGUUCACAGUAACGAAAGGCCAUUUGCAUGCCACAUGUGUGACAAAGCUUUCAAACAUAAGUCCCACCUGAAAGAUCAUGAAAGAAGACACAGGGGGGAAAAGCCUUUUGUUUGCAGCUCUUGUACUAAAGCAUUUGCUAAAGCAUCUGAUUUAAAGAGACAUGAGAACAAUAUGCACAGUGAAAGGAAACAAGUAUCCACAACUAGUGCUCUCCAAAGUGAAACAGAACAGUUACAAGCAGCAGCCAUGGCAGCUGAGGCAGAACAGCAACUUGAAACUAUAGCUUGUAGUUAAAGACAAAGACAGCCAUGUUUUGGAACAAUUUGGUCUGACUGUCUUCUGAGACAAAUAUUUUUCAAGGGAUUUCGGUUUACAGUUUGCAGCAAAGCCCAGUCCAUCACUGACAUUAAACAUGGGACAAGGCUUUGAUUUAGGCAACAGCCCAGUUGGAUAUAAAUGAAGAAGCAAGAGUUGAAUUCUUAACUGAUAUUUUACUCUAUUAAGACUCGGGGUUUCUGUGCAUGCCUAGUCCCUUUGGAGGAAACUAUGCAUGUGAAAUUGAAAGCCUUACACACCAGUGCACAGUAGAAUCAAGCUGAAGUAUUUAAAUUUAAACUUUUGUUUCAGUGAUUCCAGUUGCUUGGCAUUUCAGUCCCAAAUAUGUUUGCUGUGAUCUAGGGAAUCUCGCAGUAAAUCAGCAGUGGCAAGAAAUGAUAGGACAAGCUGCUGAGUCAGAAAUGGACACUCAUUGGGGAUUCAUUCGAUUGCAGCUGUUAUUUGAACAUAAGCCUCAUGGAUUUUCAAUAGAAAUUAGUUCUGUGUAAGUAUGACAGGAUCAGCUUAAUGCCAAGUCCUUUGGUUUCAUUAGCCUACAGAUUGCACUGUCAGCGAAUAUUGAACAGCCUAAAUAAAUUAUGUCUGCUACAACAGAUUUUUUAAAUCUUGAAAUUAUGAGUCGGAACAAAUGCAAGAAUUUAUGGAGAAAAACUGCCAGCGUUCUGAGAAGAACUCAUGAUGAUGUAACAUGACUUUGGUAUUUCUUGUAAUACCACUUUGAAGUUUUCUAAUUUCAGCUUAAUAUACUGCAAGUUGUGCAGCUCAUUGGGUAGCUGAACAACAGGGACUACUUUGCUGCAUUUCUUAAAUUUGAAUUAAUGUAUCUCAAGGUUUCUUUGUUUUCCAUCAUCACCAGAGUUUAAGGCUGUAAUCCUAUGCACACAACAAUAGAAUAAGCUUCCUUGUAUGUAGUGGAGCUUGCUUGUGAGCAAACAUGCACAGGAGCUGUCUGUGAGACACAAUCCACUCAAUUUUUUCUGUGUUUAAAAAGGUGAGGCAGAAGUUUUUAGCAUGAUCUCUUAAAAGGGUUGCGUAAUUGCACCAAAAAGAAAUGUCUCUGGGGUCAACCUAUUUUCACCUUCUAAAUCAGUGCCAUGCAGCAAUGUGUGUCUUUUGCUUGCCAUCACCUGGAGCUCUCUACAGCAUGAAGUAGUAUGACCCAGACAUAGCCUUAACACUGCACUAAGAAGUAAGCAUAAUUUACAGAUGUCAUUGUGAAACUUGGUACAACUGGAGGACAAUAGAGUAUAGUUUGGAAAGGACACAGUGGCGGAGAUUUAAAAAGGGACAGAUUAUUAUCUGCUUUGAAUAAAAUAUUUUAAAUUUACACAGUUGAAUGCCAUUGUACUUUCCAAUAGGGACAGUGUUCCUUGCUCAAAAGAAAGGUGUUCUACAAGUCUUACAGUCCAGCAGUAUGUGUGUUUACUCAUAAGACUCAUAAAAUUCAGUGGGGAUUCCUUCCUAAUUUGUGUGUGUAGGACUGCAGCCUCAGGCAAAGAGUCAAUUAACUGUGAUUUUUUUUGUGUGUUUGAGAUUUACUCCUGAGUUCUAAACUUGUUUGCUAGAAAUAAAGCCUGCUGUGUUCAGCUGGGCUGAAUUCCUAGGUAGUGUGCUUCAGCUUGUAACUUAAUGCCAGGGCUUAGAACGCACAGUUAUCUUGAUUUACUUGAUACAGUAUCACCAGCUUUUUGGAACAGUUUCUGUGUCCAUCUCAAGGGAUCUUUUGGGAAGGAACAUGUCCAUUAGGAAAUAUAUUCAUGAAACUUGAAAGAAAAUGUCCAUUUUUCCAUAGAAUAGUAAGAUUGUGGGGUGAUUUCACUGGUUGUUUAACUUACCUGUCAUGAAGUAAUUAAUUGGUCUAAUUUAAAAUACACAAUUACUGUUCAAGUAUGUGUUAAGGUGUCUAGUUCAUGAUCAGUUUUAGAAGGGUAUUUUCAUUCAUUAAAAGGGAAACUUUCACUCAAAUCCAGUAUCCUGUUUGUUCCGUACUGCACACAGUACAGUGUGUUCUACAUGCAGUUCCUUUUUUCCACCAAUUGCACAAGUGCAAAUUCACUAAUCCCUUGUGGAAGCAGAAAGCUGUGUUGGUGUGAAUAGGGGAAUCAUCAGCUUGCACAAGUGCAAUCCAGAGAUCAAGUGAGGCUUGUACAAUUACUCCUGUAGAGCAUUUAUGCUUCAUAUUUGGUGAAAGGACAUUGCCCAAGUAUUUAAAGAGAUUUCCACACAUUUAUAAGCUUAAUUGUUUUAUGUAUUUUUAUUAUCAAGACUACAUGUUAAAUAACAUUGGACAAAAAUGUGUUCUUUUAGCAUUGGGUUAGAAUGAGUAUUUAUAUGUUGCUGCUGUGUGUCAAAUCACCUCACAUUUUAAAAUAUUAAUUAAGACUAACAUUUUAAAGUGCUAGAAUAAAAUUACAUCAAGGUAUUGAUCUUUGUUACAGUGUCAUUGUGAAUAAUUCAUUGAAUAGGCCAGUUUAAGUUAUAUUUAAAAU
Pogona vitticeps (central bearded dragon) is the source of this 3957-nucleotide messenger RNA. Its product is annotated as zinc finger and BTB domain-containing protein 14. The record is from RefSeq and is a predicted model, not a curated record. Gene Ontology annotation, molecular function: protein binding; RNA polymerase II cis-regulatory region sequence-specific DNA binding; DNA-binding transcription factor activity, RNA polymerase II-specific. NCBI's taxonomy places the organism in Eukaryota, Metazoa, Chordata, Lepidosauria, Squamata, Agamidae. Gene Ontology annotation, biological process: regulation of transcription by RNA polymerase II.